Messenger RNA from Orycteropus afer afer, 2166 nucleotides. RefSeq names its product EPS8 like 1 (gene EPS8L1). Gene Ontology annotation, molecular function: actin binding. The record is from RefSeq and is a predicted model, not a curated record. The coding region runs from base 1 to 2166 and encodes 721 amino acids. Gene Ontology annotation, cellular component: plasma membrane; vesicle; ruffle membrane. Gene Ontology annotation, biological process: Rho protein signal transduction; regulation of Rho protein signal transduction; positive regulation of ruffle assembly. The transcript is spliced from 19 exons. Lineage: Eukaryota; Metazoa; Chordata; Mammalia; Tubulidentata; Orycteropodidae.
AUGAGCGCCACCACCGGCCCCGAAGCAGCCCCCAAACCAAGUGCCAAGUCCAUCUAUGAGCAGAGGAAGCGUUACUCCACGGUGGUUAUGGCCGACGUGUCCCAGUAUCCAGUCAAUCACCUGGUGACGUUCUGCCUGGGUGAGGACGAUGGUGUACACACUGUGGAAGAUGCCUCGCGGAAGCUGGCCGUCAUGGACAACCAGGGCCGCGUGUGGGCGCAGGAGAUGCUGCUGCGAGUGUCCCCCGACCACGUCACGCUGCUUGACCCCGUCUCCAAGGAAGAGCUGGAGUCGUACCCGCUGGGCGCCAUCGUGCGAUGCGACGCGGUGGUGCUACCCGGCCGGAACCGUUCGCUGUUGCUCCUUGUGUGUCAGGAGCCCGAGCGCCUGCAGCCAGACGUGCACUUCUUCCAAGGCCUCAGCAUCGGGGCGGAGCUGAUUCGCGAGGACGUCCAGGGGGCGCUGCACAGCUACCGCUCGGGCCGCGGAGAGCGCAGAGCAGCGGCGCUCAGGGCGACGCAGGAAGAGCUGCAGCGCGGCCCCUCGCCCGGAGCGGAAACGCCGCCCCUACAGCGCCGCCCGUCGGUCCGCGCAGUGAUCAGCCCAGCGGAGCCCGGCGCGGGAAACAGGCGACCCAAGUCGGAGCCCAUUCCCGAGGUGGAAGAGGCCCGGGCGCACGGCCUGGUGGCCACCUUCAACAGCGCUUACCCUGCCUCUCCGGACUUAGGGUCCCGGGGGCCUGACAUGGCCAGUCUGCAGGCAGAGCGGGAAGUGGAUAUCCUGAACCAUGUGUUCGAUGACGUGGAGACCUUCGUAUCCAGGUUGCAGAAGUCUGCGGAGGCGGCCCGCGUCCUGCAGCACCGAGAGCGCAGCCGCAGGAACCGGCGACGCGCCGCUGGGGAGGGCCUGCUGACGCUUCGGGCCAAGCCGCCCUUGGAGGCAGAGUACACGGAGGUUCUUCGGAAAAUCAAGUACGCCUUCAGCCUGCUGGCCAGGCUGCGCAACAACAUCGCUGACCCCUCCUCCCCAGAGCUGGUGCACUUCCUGUUCGGACCCCUGCAGAUGAUCGUGGACACAUCGGGCGGCCCGCAAUUGGCGAGCGCUGUGCGGCGGCCGCACUUGACGUCCGAAGCAGUGGUAUUGCUGCGGGACACUGUCAACCCACGUGAACACGCGCUCUGGAUCUCGCUGGGGGACUCUUGGACCAGGCCUGGGGUGGAGCUUCCCCCAGAGGAGGGGUCCCCCUACAUCCCCGAGUUCUACAGCGGCUGGGAGCCCCCGGCCACCGACCCGCAGGGCCGUGCCUGGGAGGACCCGGUGGACAAACAGCUACAGCACGAGCGGAGACGCCGGCAGCAAAGCGCCCCCCAGGUCGCUGCCAAUGGUCAACAGGAGGCAGAGUUAGAAGCUGAGCCUCGGCUGGAGCCCGGGCCGGCGCCAGUGCCGACGCCGGCGGUGGUGGGGCGCAAGUGGGUCCUGUGUAAUUACAGCUUCCAAGGCCGCAAUAGCAGCGAGCUGUCGGUCCAGCAUCGGGAUGUACUGGAGGUCCUGGAUAGCAGCCGCAAGUGGUGGAAAGUUCGAGACCAGCAGGGACAGGAGGGCUAUGUGCCGUAUAAUAUCCUGACACCCCACUCAGGACCCCAGGGGUGCCGAAGCCCUGCGCACAACGUGCCGAGCACCACGCUUCCGGCCCCAGCCCCGGUCCCGGCAUUAGGUCGACCCCCCUGGGACGGCUGCGAUGGUAUCAACAACUUGGACCCCAGCGAAAAGGAGAAAUUCUCCCAGAUGCUCAGUAUCAACGAGGAGCUGCAGGCGCGCCUGGCUCAGGGCCGCUCGGGCCCCAGCCGCGCCGCCUCGGGCCCCCGCGCGCAAGAGUCACAGCUCAGUCCCCGCUCAGAUGCCUCGGAAGUCCGCGCCUGGUUGCAGGCCAAGGGCUUUAGUUCCAGCACGGUGGACGCUCUGGGCGUGCUGAACGGUGCGCAGCUUUUCUCGCUGCAGAAGGAGGAGUUCCGGGCUGUGAGCCCGGAGGAGGGGGCGCGCGUGUACAGCCAGGUCAUGGUGCAGCGCGCGCUGCUGGAGGACUCGGAAAAAGUGUCAGAACUGGAGGCGGUGAUGGAAAAGCAAAAGAAGAAGGUGGAAGGCGAGGCGGAAACGGAGGUCAUCUGA